AGCCACAGCGAGUCGCAUGGAUUGCGUCACCGAGGAGGCUGGGCUGGGCUCUCACUUCCUGGUUACUGCAGCACUGCUGGGUUUGGAGAUUGUUUAGAAAUGAAAGCAGUUUCCAGUAACUGGGCUGCAUCGGUGCAUGUAGCGCUUAGUCUUAUUGGGCUUCCCUACGCUGCUGGCACAAGUGGAGUCUGGAAGAACGCCAAUAGCCGCAGUCUCUGUUCAUCAGGAUCUGUCUACAUGUCUCCUGCCGCCGCGCACGUUAAGGCUCGCUGUCCGGUGUAUCCCGGCUCAGACACACGCCGCUUCCCUGUCCCAGAUGACAAAGUAGAUUGGGACAUAGACUGGCCCCAGUACAGCCCUGUUAACUAUACCGCUCCCACUGUACUGAAAAAGCCUGUUUGGGCUGACCCAGAGAUUGGUGCAUUUUCCCCACAGUUCAAUACUAUAGAUGGAUCUGUGGACAGGAGAAGCCAUGAGGGCUCGUAUCGUAUCCAGAAUGGCAAACCACUUAAUCCACAUGGAAGAAGUGGGCUGGAGGGCCGAGGAUUACUGGGAAGGUGGGGUCCAAACCACGCCGCCGAUCCAAUAGUUACCAGGUGGAAAAGGGACUCUACAGGACAGCGUGUCCACCACAGUAACUCUCAACUACCUGUGCUGCAAUUUGUGUCCAUCAAAAGGUUGGACUGUGGCGAAUGGGCCAUCCCAGGGGGAAUGGUGGACCCUGGAGAGCGCAUUUCUCAGACACUGCAGCGCGAGUUCUCAGAAGAGGCAUUGAACUCUCUGCAGGCAUCUCCAACUGAGAGGGAAAAGAUCCAAAAGCGAAUCACUGAACUUUUCAACUCAGCAGGUCUUCAGGUGUAUAAAGGUUAUGUAGAUGAUCCAAGAAACACAGAUAAUGCUUGGAUGGAGACAGUUGCAGUCAAUUUCCAUGAUGAAUCAGGCAAUAGUGUGAGUGAGCUUCCAUUGCAAGCAGGCGAUGAUGCAGGUCAAGUGAGCUGGAUUGAUGUUGACUCCUCUCUGGCCCUUUAUGCCAACCACUUGCAUUUCCUAGAGACCGUUGCAAAAGAAAGAAAUGCAUACUGGUAACAGAAAAUAGUAAAAAAUGCCUUGAUGCUUUAACAUAAAUGAAGGAAAUCUUUGUAUGUGUAAUUUAAAUUACACUUAUGAAGAUGUGUAGCUUGGAUACAUAAUUUAGAUGCAAACUAGGAAAAUCAGUUCUGUUGCUGGCACAUAUUUAUAUGAAGUAAGAAUCGUUUGCCACAACACCGCCAACAAUUGAAUUCCAAUAAACCAAAUGUUAACCUCAAUUAUCUGUACGGUUUAUUUAUAUCCAUAUUAUAAAGCAUGGCUACUGAAAAUGGAGGCAUAAGGAUUAUUUAAGUUUUCCUGUCACUCUGAACUGAACACUACUAAUUAAGAACUUGUGUAUGACUCUUUCUGUAAUAACCAAAAGAAAAAAAAAAUCUUAUACACUUAUUAUGCGCGUUGUUUUAUCUUUUUGUCAGUUGUGCUAUAUUUCAGUAAUUUGAAGAAAAUGUUUUGGGGGGAAAAAGUAUUUAAUGGUUUCAUACUGAAGUGAUUUGAUUUAUUUUGACAUACUCAAAAGCAGCUAGAUCAAGAAAUAUGAAAAAGUGUCAUUAUGCUUGGUUUGAACAUCAUGGACACUAUGAAUUCUAUGAAAGCCUGUUUCUUUUACACUUGUUCAAGGAAGUCUCCAAGUUCAAUAUAAGUCUAUUGUCUCUCAUUUUCUCGAGGUUACAGCAUGGCACUUGAAUAUGUACUUGCAACAUCUUUGAUCAUGUCAACAUUAAAGCAGAAUGACACAAGGGAAAA
Messenger RNA from Cyprinus carpio (common carp), 1833 nucleotides. Its product is annotated as ADP-ribose pyrophosphatase-like. Gene Ontology annotation, molecular function: ADP-ribose diphosphatase activity. The record is from RefSeq and is a predicted model, not a curated record. Lineage: Eukaryota; Metazoa; Chordata; Actinopteri; Cypriniformes; Cyprinidae.